Messenger RNA from Lingula anatina, 975 nucleotides. RefSeq names its product mammalian ependymin-related protein 1. NCBI's taxonomy places the organism in Eukaryota, Metazoa, Brachiopoda, Lingulata, Lingulida, Lingulidae. Gene Ontology annotation, cellular component: lysosome; extracellular region. The record is from RefSeq and is a predicted model, not a curated record. Gene Ontology annotation, molecular function: calcium ion binding. Gene Ontology annotation, biological process: cell-matrix adhesion.
UUGUCGGUGCAUUUUGGCAUUGGAACAGUACCCUGCGAGCAUUGGUUCCUAUAAAUCCUGUUCUCUGUAAAGUUUGUAGAAUUCCACACAGAAGAUGUUACUGGUAGCUGUAUGUCUGGGGAUACUGGCUGUGGCCGCGGCAGAUAAAAAGCCCUGCUGUGCACCUCCACAGUGGGAAGGACUGAUUGGAGAGACAAUCGGUGGAGACCAUGAGGGCAAACCCUGGCUUUUACAGGAGGGUGCCCAGCUGUCGGUCUCGUGGCCAGAUAAAAAGAUGAACGUGAUGGGCCAGGCCAACAUGACUGGCGGAACCAGUGUCAUGUUCAGGGUCAUUCUGGAUUACAAGGCGAAACAACAAUACACCAUAGUCCACAAAAAAUGCACUAAAGCUGCCAUUGCAGACGAAAUGAUUAACGGAGUCCCAUCCAACGCCACCUACGCUGGCACCUUCUACUUUGGCGCCGGCAAGGAUAACGAGUUGAUGUUCGACACGUGGCUGGUCAAGUACAAAGGCAUGGACUUCCAGUCUGAACUGACCACCACUGUGAAGGACUGCAUCCCCAUCAGCUGGUUUGCCUUCGGGACGGUCAACAAAGAUAAGCUGAUAGAGACGGUUGGGUUUGUGAAUGUCACCCUUGGAAUUAAGGACAACAGCGUUUUUACUGUGCCAGACAUCUGCAAGAAGGCGUCUAAUGAGUACCCACACCCAGUACUGGCGGGUAUGGAUGGAAUGUUCCGACUGAAGUUAUAAGUCAAGUAGCUAUGACGUCACUUUAAUCAAUGAAGUCACAUAUUUCAAUGACGUCAUACAGACACCAAUGGCCAUGAUGUCACAAGCACACAUGACACCGCAUCAAAAAGAACUUAGAUGCAUUUUUAUGAAAUAUACAUCUGUUUGGUAUGAUCAACGAGGCGUGUUGCUCGGUUGUUAUCAUAAAGACAAAACAUCUCCAAUAAAGAUUUCUCUUAAUCGAA